Thlaspi arvense is the source of this 1284-nucleotide messenger RNA. The record is from the annotation of a GenBank genome assembly. Lineage: Eukaryota; Viridiplantae; Streptophyta; Magnoliopsida; Brassicales; Brassicaceae.
AUGGAAGCUUUCAGUCUCCUUAAUUACUGGAAAAACAGUGGUGGUGUUUCCUCAGGCCUCAGCUUCCUCCCUCAAGCCUCCGAUUCCUCUUGCCGUUACUCCGGCGAAGCCACUACCAUUGUCACCUCCGUCUCUGUGACGGAAACAGAUGAUGAAGCCGCCGACGACGACGAAGGACCGUUCUUCGAUCUCGAGUUCGCUGUACCAGUGGAAGAGGAAGAAAGUGAAGACAGCAACAAACACGGUGAAGUUCCCGAAGAUGACGGCGGAGGAGGAAGAAGAGGAGAGGGAGAUUCCGAUUGUACGGACGGUGGUUGUGAGUUCAAAUUCACGCUCUCGUCGUGUUCCGGCGGAGAAGAUCGAGUAGAUCCAGACCUUCAGUUCUCUCCUUCCGACGAUGUUUACUUCAAGGGACAGAUUGUGGAGGAGGUUGAACCACCGUGUACCGGAACAGAGCAGACCUGUUCCGUUAAAGCUCCGGCGGCGCAGUUAUCGGCGUCGAUUUUGAAAUCCGCUACCAAGCUCCGUGUACUCAUGCUCGGCAUGAAGAAAUCGAAGCUAAUCCAGGCGAAAUCGGAAGCUAGUUUAGGAUCUGGAGACUCCGACAAUCAAAAUCGACCUUCUUCUCCUUCGUCGCAGCCACCGUCUCAGUUGCCGGAAUCUCAACAGAAAAAUACGGUGACGGUGAAUUUAAAAGUUGAAGAAGUGCCAAUAAUUUCUCUUUUCACAAGAGACAACAGCUCGAGAAACUCCUCAUCGUCGUCUUCUUCUUCGUCUUCCUCCUCGAAGAAGCAAAACGGCAACGAAUCCGUCGUUUCUGAAGAAAACCGUUUCGUGAUGAUGCAAAAGUACCUGAAGAAGGUAAAGCCGCUUUACAUCCGUGUUUCGCGCCGGUACGGCGAGAAGCUUAAGCACUCCGGCCAGUUAACAUUCGGCUCGUCCGCACAGUCGGCUAGACCCACGGCGGAGAAAGCUGAAUCUCCGGCGACGAAGACGCAUAAACCGGGGAAUAUCAACAUCAACAUUCCAGCAGGUCUUAAAGUAGUGAGGAAACAUCUCGGAAAAAGCAGAUCCUCAUCGUCGACGACGACUCCGCCGUCGUCUUCGGCUACGACUGUUACGACGCCGUCUGAGUCAAGGAGACGCGACGACUCGCUUCUGCAACAACAAGAUAGCAUUCAAAGCGCCAUUUUACACUGCAAAAGAUCCUUUAAUUCCUCUCGAGAUAAAGAUCCGUCGGUGUUACCAAGAUCGGUGAGUGAACCUUCCUCUUACGAUAAAUGA